Oncorhynchus masou masou (cherry salmon) is the source of this 713-nucleotide messenger RNA. Its product is annotated as mediator of RNA polymerase II transcription subunit 11. The coding region runs from base 187 to 531 and encodes 114 amino acids. Gene Ontology annotation, biological process: regulation of transcription by RNA polymerase II. Gene Ontology annotation, cellular component: mediator complex. The record is from RefSeq and is a predicted model, not a curated record. The transcript has 3 exons. Lineage: Eukaryota; Metazoa; Chordata; Actinopteri; Salmoniformes; Salmonidae. Gene Ontology annotation, molecular function: transcription coregulator activity.
UAUAUGCGCCUUUACUCGGAAAGCUUUAUGUUUUGUUGAUGUUCGCUUUCUGUGGUGUUUUUGGCAUUAUGCAGGAGUUUGGCUACAUUUAGGAUUAAUGCAAUUUCUACGAUAGUGUUCCGUACGUAGCCGAUUCUGAUAAGAAUCGUCUAUUUUUAUUACUCCCAGUGUGUGAAAUUGAUCCUGAUGGCGAAUGACCGACUGCGAGCUUUGGAAGAGGUUGAGAAUCAAAUUGCAACGAUUCUGCAGUGCGCCGGCAACGUUGUGUUGGAGCUGUCUAAAGACAAGCACAAUGCCAGUUUCCUGGACAGACAGCUCAGCCAGUUUACUGGAUCCGUCAACAGAGUGGAGACUGAGCUCAGCUCACAAAUCAGAUACCUCACACAGGUUGCCACAGGCCAGCCCCACGAGGGCUCCACAUACUCGGCCAGGAAAGACUGUCAAAUGGCCUUGAACCGAGCAGAAUACACCAGGGUCAAACUGGGAGAGCUGGGACGCACCUGCGAAGUUAUGCUAGAUCCACAACCCUGAGAAAACACACACGGUCGGUACUCGGGCAGAGCGCAGUUUCCAUCGCUCGCUGUCACCACGGUGUUUUAGGACCACCUGCCGAAGAGAGGUGGGGACUGAAAUACUUCAUUUUUGUUUUGUUUUUGUAUGAUAUCAGUCAUGUAUCUGGCAAUGUUCUGGAAUAAAGUUAGUGUUUCAUUACA